Molecule: messenger RNA, 2566 nt
Organism: Triplophysa rosa
Lineage: Eukaryota; Metazoa; Chordata; Actinopteri; Cypriniformes; Nemacheilidae
Gene: samd10b
Product: sterile alpha motif domain containing 10b
Exons: 5
Coding region: 336-860 (174 amino acids)
Biological process (GO): cell surface receptor protein tyrosine kinase signaling pathway
Cellular component (GO): cytoplasmic side of plasma membrane
Molecular function (GO): protein binding
Source: RefSeq, a predicted model, not a curated record
UAGGUUUACGUUUUAUUGCACGCGCUGUUAUUUACCCUCACCGCCUCACGUUUAAGCAGCGGCAGAGCGCGCGAUGUGCGUUCAGCGCAAGGUGAGAAAGCCAAGGGAGGAGUUUAAACUUGCCAGCGGCUUCCACAGAUCUCCCCUCAAUGAUUGCCAGUGCUCGCUCAGGUCUAUAUGUGCUUGCACCAGGCUCCUGUCCACAGCAGAUCCGAUCCUCACCUCGGAGGUGUCAUUCAGGACAACCGGCGCUCUCUCUCUACCGGACCGGACACCCGUAAGCAUGGAAGACACUUACUGAAGCAAUCACGGAGAGAUACGCCUUCAUACCGACUAUGGCUGUAGACGCUGCGUCCAGCUUCAGUUUCUGUAGGGCUGCGCUGGAGCACACGGUCUCAGUGGAGGAGCUUAACUACCAGCUGCCCCGGAAGGCCGGGGGCAACCUUACCUGGCACGACAGGCACGGGCAGAGGGUGAUGAGAAGAGCUGUCAAACUGCUACAGCAGCCCGGCACUGAAGAAAUACAGAUCCAGCCAGGUGAAGCCUUCACUGUGUAUCACACCAGCCCAACGCUCUCCAGUUUAUGCAAACCAGUGGUGCUGUGGACCCAGCAGGACGUGUGUAAGUGGCUGAAGAAACACUGUCCCCACAAUUACCUGACCUACGUGGAGGCCUUCUCUCACCACGCCAUCACAGGUCGUGCCCUGUUGCGGUUGAAUGGAGAGAAAUUGGAGAGGAUGGGGAUCAUGCAUGAGACUCUGAGACAGGAAGUGUUACAGCAGGUGCUACAACUGCAGGUCAGAGAGGAAGUGCGCAACCUACAGCUGCUCAGCAGAGCUUCCUUCGGCAACCUUUCGUAGCUCAUCUAUCCAUCUGGCAGCUCUCUCCCCUUCCUUGCAUAAAUGGAGCAGGUUCAAAGACGCCAGGAAAUGGAGACAGUACCAGACUCUGACUCUGUAUUAUAGUGACAAGAUUCGAGAACACCAACCAGAGAUUUGUCAGAUGACAGUCAAUGAUGGGUGAACUCAGUUUGGAUUGAGUCAUGGACUUUGACGUGACAUCUGAGGUUUUAGCAUUUGGACGUCCGACCACUUUGCUCUCUUACCCAGCAUCACUAGCUGAAGUCGUGAUGCUGAAUAAACUGUAGUAAGUCUGGGAACACAGUUGUUUCUCCUACCUCUCGUGAUCGAUUGUAUCGUUUCAUUUGCAGAUAUACAGUAGGAUAAAGAGAAUUAAACAUAUACUAGUCCCUGACUUCAACACUAAAGCACCAGUUUGUAUGAAACCUCUAUGUCUGAUCAGUUUUAAUGGGGCGCCAGCGAUUUCCUUUCUGUCACUUGUUAAUAAAUGUACUUUCUGAACAUUGAAUGUGGAUACUUUCAAACCUAAAAACCAUGACCAAUAUUUUCUUUUCUUCUCAGGAGAUGUGCGUUUGCUUCCAUUAUCGUUCCUGUUGAAGUCAUAUUUUAUGAUUUCAGUGUAAUUAUGAAAAUAUUUUCUUAUUCUGUACACAGUUGUAGAUUUUGAGGUUUUCUCCUAACAUUCAAAGAAUAUGAAUAUGAUUUAUACUGCAAAUGAUGGUGCAUAUAGGGGCAACGUGAGUAGAUUGUCUCCAUUUGUAAACGUCUCAGUUAUCUCUGUUUAUGAAGCAAUAAUGUAAAGUGAUGGUCUGCAUGGUUAGGCCUGUUAGAGAUGAAACAUUUACACAGUUGCUAAUUUACCAUUCCAAACAUCACAGCAUCUUUAGGCCUGAAACAUCCUACGCAAAUAUUUAUUAAGUUGCUAAUGUGUUCAAAACGCAAUCCAAGUGCACAUUAAUAACAUUGCGGCUCAUUCUGUGGACAGUUUUUUCUUUCAGCUCAACUUCCGCUGAAGUUGUGAAAUGCUGUAAAAAUGGUUAUCUAAACUGAAUCUAAAGCUACAUGAAUAACAAAUUACGAUCGCACAAACAUUUAAAGUUUAUAUUACAGUAUAUGUUAGCUUUGUGUAGUGGAUGUUUUUGGUCUUAGAUUCUUGAUCGGUCCCUUAAAUGAUGAUACUUUAAAGGACAUGCAUAAUAAACCUUAAGCUUUCACUAAAUUUCUAGUUCCAACCACCCUUAUCCAGUGGAAGAUGUAGUUAAUUCGUUUUUUUGUGAUUUCCUCUUUCUUGGUCCUGUAUUCCAGAACACUACAGCACUCGCCAGUUGAGGAUGUUGAUAUAGAAGACUAUAAUACAAAAAAUAUAUAACAACCUUGUUCAGAGAUGAGGAGCCUGAUUUACUGUAAAAUUACAUUUUUUCAAAGCACUCAGAGAAUGAGAGUGUCCAACUAUGUUUUAUAUGGGACUGACGCAAUUUCUAAAAUGUAUGUGACAUUCUGAAAAAUGGUUUUCUGGUGCAUUUUGCUGAUUGCUGGAAAAAGGUACAUCACCAAACAUCAUUUCAUUUUUCUUGACAAGCAAAGAACCAAAUGUGUGGGGGGAGUAUUUGUUGUGUAAUUACUUUCUGUGUUAGCAACAUAAAUAUAAAGACAUGUGUGUGACAGAAAGAGCUGUAUGUUUUGGAAUAGUUUUCAAAAUAAAGAUU